This is a messenger RNA of Tarenaya hassleriana, 2480 nucleotides long. RefSeq names its product calcium uniporter protein 6, mitochondrial-like. Gene Ontology annotation, molecular function: calcium channel activity; uniporter activity. The record is from RefSeq and is a predicted model, not a curated record. Gene Ontology annotation, cellular component: uniplex complex; mitochondrial inner membrane. Gene Ontology annotation, biological process: mitochondrial calcium ion homeostasis; calcium import into the mitochondrion. The transcript has 8 exons. Bases 1372 to 2364 code for a protein of 330 amino acids. Lineage: Eukaryota; Viridiplantae; Streptophyta; Magnoliopsida; Brassicales; Cleomaceae.
UAUACGGUCACUCUUGCCUUGAGAUCAGCGGCGAUUAGGGAGAGAGAGGAACAAUAGGAGAGCGAAAACUAUAAAGAAGAUGCCAUAGACGCCGCAGAGAAGAGCUUGCCCCAUUCAAUAGCUGUGUCAGGGGUUUUCUAGAGAGAGAAUUCCGAUUCAGCUUCUAGAGAGACAAAUUCCUAAUCCCUUUUUUUCGUCGUCUGUGUUCUUUGCUUCUUCACAGGUCUCUGAUCUUCGUCAUCUGCUCUGUUUACUUGUUUGGAUAAUUCUGAAACGACGCAGAAACCGGUGCAAUUGUUCUCCGAUCAUUUACCCCUCGUCGCCUGGGAAGGACUUGUCAUGGUUUACGGAGUGAUUCUUUGGAUUCUGGCGGGUGAAGGAAAAGGUUUCAUUCUGAUUUGUCAUUUGUUGGUGGAGAUCCUUUCAUGGGAUCUAUAUUUCGACGUCUAAUCAUUGAUGGAACUUCUUGUUAAACGUAUUACUGGAGAAUGAGAAAAGUGCGAUUCCUUUUGUUAGUCAUCUCAUCUGAUUUGAUCUUUUAGGGAAAAUGGAAAAAGAUGGAGAAGGAGGAGAGGAAGAAGAAAACUCAGGUUCUUGAAUCGGUUUACAUGAUGAUGAUGAUGAUGAUGAAAACAUGGUUGCCAAUGAGAAGGGAUACUACAAUAGUUAUGCAUAUGGGAUAUGGUUGGUUUUUCUCAAAGGAAAGGUUGCUCCUUUAGGUGUUAUGAAAAUUAAAUAAUUUUUUUUCCAAUAGUUCAGGGAAACAUUUGAGGGUUACAGAAUUUCAGAGUUUUCAUAGAUUGAAUUGAUUCUUUUUGGUUCCAUUUGGUAGCAGUACAUUGAGAUUUGCUUAGUGUCUCUAUAUGAUUCUAUCUACUUUAAUUUCUAUCUUUAGUUUCUCCUUACCUGCCUUAGAUAGUAUUUCAUAAUGAGGUCCUGUAAGCUUAUAUUACUUGAUUGUUGAUCGUUCCACUACUUAUAAGCUCGAUGGAGUCGAUGAUGCUGAGGAAGAGCAAUGGAUAUAGUCGGUAUCAGUGAAAAAGAAGAGGUAAUGUUGAAUUUGCAAAAGGACCAGAGGUGGACUCUUCGGUUUUGAAGGAUGAGAAAUCAAGAUACAAACAUAAUAAGGCUGAGCUCCUUAAGUAAGUGCUGCUUAUUAGUUUUGAGCUGUGUUGUAUCAAUUUCACCAAUGAAAAGGCGCAACAGCAUUUCAACCAGUUAUGCUACUGUUGUUAUGCUCAUUUUUCGGCAUAUGUUUAUGUCUAAAGCAAGUGGAUGAGUCAUUAAUCUUUUAGAUGAAACAUGAAGCUGUAUCAAACAUUCAAAAACUGCAAGCGGAAUAGCAAGCCAAAGCUAUAUUGAACCAGUUUCAUGAUAUCACAUUACGCUGGAGAGUUUGCUUGUCAGGCUUGCCUGUAUCUUUACAAGACCAAAGAUUAUGUGGUGGCAGAGCGUCAGAACAUCGCGACAGCUUCCAGCGGUCCUUUCAUAACAGGCCGACCAGAAAUUUCUGGGUUCGUCGUAGAACGAGAAGAGAGAGAGAUGUGGACGGCGGGUCUUGUGAGGCGAACGGUGGGGUUGACCGCGAGCACAGCGUCGAGGCGGUGGUGCAGGGGCAUUACGGCGGAGCCAUCUCCGACGCCGGAGACGGCCAAGAAGCAUAUGAGAAUGGAAAAUGUGGAGGAGAUGAAGAAGAAGCUUCAGAGUGUGGCGGAGAAGGAAGUGAUGGCUUACAAAGACCUUCUGGAAGCUUCUGAGAAGAUGGGGAUUGCCAAUUCUCUCGACGAAGCUCGUGCCUUUGCUCGUGUCCUCGACGACGCCGGUCUCGUCCUCAUUUUCAGGAACUCAGUCUACCUUCAUCCCGACAAGGUCGUGGAUCGGAUAAGGAAAGCAGUACCCCUCGCGCUCACACCCGAAGAUGAUCCAACGAGAGAGGAGUUUAAGAAGCUCAAGAUCUUGAAGGAAGAAAUCGACGUCGAGGCUCAUAAACAGGUGAGGAGGAUCCUAUGGUGCGGCCUCGCUUAUUCCGUGGUUCAGGUCGGAGUCCUCUUCAGGUUAACUUUCUGGGAAUUCUCGUGGGACGUGAUGGAACCCAUCACGUUCUUCACCACAGCCACUGGUUUGAUCGUCGGCUACGGCUACUUCCUCAUCACUUCGAGGGAUCCGAGCUAUCAGGACUUGAUGAAGAGGCUGUUCCUGUUCAGACAGAGGAAGCUGCUCGACAAGUACGGCUUCGACGUCGGGAGAUUCAGAGAGCUGGAGACGAGGAGAUGCAGCAGACACGGGUCGUGCCAUGCCUCUGCUUCCAUCAAGAAUCGUGUGGGGUUGGAUCUUGAUUUGGACGAUGCUUUGCACACAGAUUGAUUGAUGAUACCCUUUUGAUUUCCUUUUAUGGGAAGAUGAUUAACAUGCUUUAUAGAGAUUGAAUCCAUCUUGUUCAAAGAUCUCACAGCUUUAUAAUUAUUUUUUUGACAUGCGCA